Molecule: messenger RNA, 1490 nt
Organism: Poecilia reticulata (guppy)
Lineage: Eukaryota; Metazoa; Chordata; Actinopteri; Cyprinodontiformes; Poeciliidae
Source: RefSeq, a predicted model, not a curated record
AUGAAGAAAGCUUGUUUGAUCUCCUGCUGUGUGAUUAAAAUUUACCUGAUUCACCACAAGAUUUUAUAUUGGAAGUCAAACAAUUUGAGUCUGAUGGCGAUUCUGACUGAGAACAUGUUGACAGUCAACAUGUUACUGAGCGUCUUCUUUCUUCCAGGUGUCUUUGCUGAACGUUGUGGUGGUCAUACAGCUGGCUUUAUCAUUAAAACACCAAAUCCCAUUGUAGCACUGAGUGGAUCGUGCUUGCAAGUCCCAUGUAGCUUCACAAUUAAAGAUGGAGAAAACAAUUUUAACAGAGGAGGAGAACAAGCUUCUGCAGCAUGGAUUCCAAGUAAUAUGGAUAUUUUUGACAUCAGUCAGGGAGUUAAUAACCAUGACAUAAAUAUUACUGGAGACAUCAAACAGAAAAACUGCACCACUGUGUUUUCUGAUAUUAAGACAACACAAGAAACCAAAUACUUCCUCAGAAUAGAGAGAGGUAGAUACAGGGGAACAGCUUGUUCUAUUCCUCUUCAGAUUAAAGUUCAAGAUUCUCCUUGGAGUCCCAGCAUUAAUGUUCCCUCUGACCUGAAGGAGCAUCAGUCUGUCACUGUAACCUGCUCAGCUUUCACUCCCUGUCCAAACUCACCUCCUGAACUCACCUGGAAUCUCCAACAAGWCUCUSUYRKAMAAACAGARAAAAACACAGAUGGAWCCUUUACAACUAAAAUCCAGGAGAUCAUCACUCUGUCAGACACACAUGAUGGAUACAACAUCACAUGUUCUGCCAGAUAUCCUGUGAUUGGAGGAAACAAGACAGCAGAGACAGAAGUGACGCUCAGUGUUUCAUAUGCUCCUAGAAACACCUCAGCAUCCAUCAGUCCAUCAGGUUUGGUGUCAGCAGGUAGCUGGGUGGAGCUGAGCUGCUCCAGCAGAGCCAAACCUCCACCCAGAUUCACCUGGUUCARGAACAGCAAAGAUGGAGCCAGUAAUGUGUCUGUGGGGCAGGUUUACAGCUUCAAUGCCUCUGAGGGAGGAGAAUAUUACUGUGUGGCUACAAAUCAUCUGGGUCAUCAGCAAUCAUCAGUGGUCCAAAUUAGCAUUGAAGGGAGUUUUCCGUUUUUGAUCGUAUUUCUCACAGUGAUUGUUGCCAUUGUGCUCAUCUGGCUGCUGAUCUUGGUCUGGUGGUUCAAAUUCAAACACUCAUCUUCACAGCACACUCAGAGUGAAAACGAUGAGAACAUUUACGUUGAAAUGUUAGGCAAUAAACAAGAUCAGGAGCUCUUUUAUGAAGAAGUCCACUUCCAAAGGGGAAGAGCUGAAGCUGCUGCUGUCUCACUGCAGGACGGCGGACAGCAGGACGUAGUUUACGCUCAGGUCAAAGUGUCCGACCCGGCAAACGGCUCGGCACGAACCGUUAACAGUCCGGAGUCUCUCUACGCAGAAGUGAAGACAAAAUAACCUUAUAUACAUACAGAUUAUGUGAUAUUACCUCAUGUUCAAGUAUUAGA